AUGUCGGCCCCUACAGACUCACCGCGCAAGGCAAACCCAUGGGACUCUGUUGAUACUCCCAACGACUCUCUUACCUCCGUUGUCCACCGCGAAUCUUAUCCCUCCAUCUCUCCAACUCGCUCUGAGCUUUCCCAGGCUAGCCGUACAGUUCUUGUCGCUGGUGGCUCUACUGGUAUUGGCUUCAGCAUUGCCGAAUCUUUUGGUGCCGCUGGUGCAACACGCAUCAUUCUGACAGGUCGUCGCCGGAGUGCGUUGGAUGAAGCCUUGGCCAAGAUUAAGAAGGCGUAUCCCAAUGUCAAGACUCUUGGUUUGGUCAGCGACUUUGGAGAUGACACGGACGUGGAGAAGCUUUGGAGUGGUCUUCGACAGGGCGGCAUUUUUGUCGAUAUUUUGGUUCUAAAUGCGGCCAAGAUGUGGCUACCUAACACUCUUCUUGGACUGGGAAGCCAGACCGUGAAGGAUGGAUUUGCAUUUAAUGUGGUCUCACCAUUCCUUUGGAUUGAGUGGUUCUAUAAGCAACGGGAGACAUACCCUUCAAAAAAGCUGAUCUUAAUCAACCUCACAUCUGUGGUCGUACACUCCCCAGACCUGGCCGGCCCUGUUCCCCUCUACUCCCUUACGAAGAGCGCCUCCACCGCAAUGAUGCAGACCAUUGCAUACGCGACACCCGUCAAGGAUAUGCAGAUCAUUAGCAUUAAUCCAGGCAUGCACUACACCGAGUCUUUCCAGCGUUUCGCAGAGGCGGACAGCUUCCCUUGGGACGAUAUCAAGCUUCCUGGCGACUUUGCCGUGUGGGCGGCAUCGGACGAGGCUGAAUUUCUUCAUGGUCGCUUUGUAUGGGCAAACUGGGACGUUGAUGAGCUGCAAACGGGGCCUUUGCGGCAGAAGAUCGAGAAUGACCCCGGCUUCCUGAAGAUGACGGUCAAGGGCCUUUAG
Molecule: messenger RNA, 936 nt
Organism: Fusarium keratoplasticum
Lineage: Eukaryota; Fungi; Ascomycota; Sordariomycetes; Hypocreales; Nectriaceae
Exons: 3
Coding region: 1-936 (311 amino acids)
Cellular component (GO): cytosol
Molecular function (GO): oxidoreductase activity
Source: RefSeq, a predicted model, not a curated record